Messenger RNA from Glossina fuscipes, 6131 nucleotides. It is a transcript of the gene smog, whose product is annotated as probable G-protein coupled receptor 158. Gene Ontology annotation, cellular component: membrane. Gene Ontology annotation, molecular function: G protein-coupled receptor activity. The record is from RefSeq and is a predicted model, not a curated record. Gene Ontology annotation, biological process: G protein-coupled receptor signaling pathway. The transcript is spliced from 13 exons. NCBI's taxonomy places the organism in Eukaryota, Metazoa, Arthropoda, Insecta, Diptera, Glossinidae. The coding region runs from base 168 to 3125 and encodes 985 amino acids.
UGUGUGAUGUAUGCGCAUAAUUAAGCGUGUACAUGCAUAUAUGCAUUUGCUUGUAAAACUUUACGGCCAGUUCCUUGGGUGUAGAUUUACAGGCAUUUGAAGCCACUAAAAUUAUAAAAGCUUCGAAAUUAAUUUUAAAAACAAUUUUGAAAGGGGUAAGCAUUACUAUGGAAGAGAGUGAAAAGACAAAAAAAAUUGAAUUAAUGUUACUACGCGAGAGACGUUUUACAGUCCAAAAGGAAGAGAAACAAUUAUGUGCUAAACACUGGAUAAAGAAACCACGAAAAAUACCAUCAUAUAAAAAAUUUCAGCAAGAGAACCUAGAAAGUAAACAUCACUUGCAACCUCCAGAUGAUCCAUCAAAAUUUGUUAACAUUCGAAGCUACUGCAAUAAUAUAAUUGAAGACAAACACCUUUCGACAAAACGCUGUAGAGAACCUCAACCCUUGCAAUUUUUAAGCGCAUUUAAAAGUAAUCUCGCAUCAUUAAACCCACAUAAUGAAUUUAGUGAAACUGAUUUUUUGCGUUGCUAUACAAUUGUGACGCGACGAUGUACCUUAACGCGACUCUGUGCUGUGCUCCUUUUGAUUUCAGCGCGUGGUCACUCUAUGCAAAUGGCACGGGACCGUUCAAUAACUACCGUUACGCUAACUAUGUUAGCUAUACUAGCUACGGCUUCCACUCACGUUUUACCUGCUUCAACGUAUGAGCCCGUUUUAAGUUAUUCGCAGCGUAGAUUCUACAAUCAGUUCAGCAAUACGGAGGCUAUGGUUAUAGACGAUAUUGAUGUGCAUAGCAAUGAACAACAAUUGUUGGCCUAUUACAAGCAGGCACGGCAAGAGCAACAAGUGAAAAAACAAGAAAGCUUCCGUUAUCGUCCACGAGAUCAGGACAAUUCUUUGUUUAGUGAUCAUAUAGAAGUGAAAGGAAAUCGCACAGUUAAGAUAAACGCAACAAAGCGUUCAGCAGCCGCUAAGCCUGCAAAUCCUUAUGCAGCAGCAACAAAUUUUACGAGUACUACAAGUACAAAUACUACAGGUAUUUCCAUGACACCUCCGAUAAUUGCUGAAGAAAAAUGUGAAGCCAAAACUUUGGAUGAAAUACCAGCUGAACCGUAUUACGAUUUUAGGGAUAUAGCCGAGGACGCUGCUCGUCAAUUUACUGAAUUUUUAGCGAAUAAAUUUCCGUCUGUUCCACCUGCUAUAAUAACUGAUCAAAUUCGCGACGAGGUAAGACGUCGAGCUAACGGCAUUGCCAGCUAUGCCUUAAGUGAAGACGACAAUCUAUUGGCGUUCGCUUUAGCAGCGCCAAGCAUACACACGGUUGUGGUUAAAUUUAGAGAUAAUGUUACGAUACCACCGGAGCAGACACAUAAUCGUGGAUUUUUAGGUUCCUAUUGGCGGGAAUUGGGACAUGCGUGGAAUAGCACUGACGAUACUCAAGAAUGGGGAGCACCGUUCAGGGAUUGUAAUCUCUUAGUAGGAAGAUGGUUGUGGCCUUUUCGUUUAUCAUUUUCAGAGUCGAAAAUCAAAAUUGUUGCCGCGGCCUUUAUAGCCGCUGAUGAAGAUGUCUGUAAUGACGGUUUAGAGCUGAUUUUCGGAAGAAGACAUGGUUGUGAUCGUAAUACCACCUUUUGUUUAUUAACCGAAAACAAGCCAGCCGCCACACGGGAUGUUUACACCUGUAUUUGUAAGGAAUCUUAUUAUUUGCCAAAUUCAUCACUGCAAGGUUUUCGAGGGGAUAUCGUUGAAAUGUCGGACGGUUUUGACAACUAUUCUUGCGUACCCUGCCCAGGAGGAUGCACCACGUGCGAUUCGAACGGGGUUUGUUUAUUUGGUGGACCUCAAGAAGCUGUUUCAUUAGAAAGUUUAUUGAAAGUAUCAGUUGGAUCUUUUCUGGGAGCUUGCAUUCUCUGCUGCGUGGUCUUUAGUGUUAUUGUGUUCAGACAAAGGAAGUCCAAGGCGAUUGCUUCUGGCAUGUGGACAGUUUUGGAAACUAUAUUAACAGGAAUUGUAUUACUUUACGCAUCGGUUGCCGUCCAUUUCUUUCCCGCUUCAACUGAGCGCUGUCUAGUUGAACCUUGGUUGCGUGAAUUAGGAUUCAUAACAUGCUACGGAGCUGUCAUUUUAAAGUUGUAUCGACAUUUAGUUGAUUUCCGUACAAGAAAAGCACAUCGCUGGGUGUUACGUGACGUGGAUUUACUAAAGUAUUUAGGGACAAUGGUAUUUGCUGUCGUCUGUUAUAUGUCAGCUUUUACUGCCUCUUCGUUGGACUUAAUCGAAGCAGCACAGCUAGAAAGUUUACGCGAGGUUCACACCAAUACAUGCCAACCGCUUAAAUGGGAAGUUGUAACCCAAGUUAGCGAAAUGCUUAUUCUGUGCUUUGGUUUGCAUUUAGCGUUUUCAAGCCGCAACGCCAACACGCACUUUAAAGAACGACAAUUUCUUGUGGCCACAUUGGUAAUUGAAUUCCUAGUUUCUUCCACCUUCUACCUGCUCCGAUUUUUUUAUUUGCCUAUUAUGAGCCCGAGCGCUAUAUUUUUGGCUUUGUUUUUACGCUCCCAACUGACAAAUACUGUUGCUUUGGCCUUAAUAUUUGUGCCCAAAUUGUGGUAUCAACACAAGCAAGUUCGUUCCCUUGCCCAUGAUCUAUCAAUACGUUUACCUGUGGAUGCUUUUAAGGGUUCUCAUGAAACUGGGCAACGGCUUGGAGCUGGCUAUGCGGGUCUUUGUGUAGGUGACCCCGAUAUUGGCGAACUUACAAUUUCGGAAAUGAGUCCGGAGGAUAUACGUGCUGAACUUAAAAGGCUUUAUACUCAAUUAGAAAUAUUGAAGAACAAAACUUUACGCCAAGAUAAUCCGCACAUAAGCAAAAGACGUGGAGGACGUAAAGCUGGUCACAGGCGGUUCUCAUUACAGAAGAAGGGCAGCAAGGAUAAGGCCCUGAGUGCUAAACAUCGAAGCAAUAAACACCAUCAAGAUAUUGAAAUUACCGAAGCUGAACCAUCUCGCACUCCCGAAGAUUCGGUUUGCAGUAACGAAGGCCCUGCGGAGACUUAUGCCGAUCUUUCUGGCGUCUCCAAAACGGCUGGUUCUCAGGCUGUUGCAGCUGUGCAGAGCAAGUGAAUAUAUUUGCUGCACAGCCGAAAAUUACUUUUAAGAUUAAAUAUGCAAAAGUGUUGAGAAAAAAAACUACUAUUAAGGGAACGACUAUGUUCGCCACGCAAAUAUAAGAUAAGAGUUGGAAAACGAAGCAAAAAAGAAAAGCCCUUUUCGCCUUUUAGGGCGCAUCUUGAAACACACUACUUGAGAAGGGUAAAUGAUAAUAAUUUUUUUUUUUCUUUAAUUUGGAUAAAUCGGUUGUAGCGUUCGUAUAACAUAAGUUUUCUUGAGACAAGUGACUUCAAAUUUACAUUAUUCUUUAAAGAUGUGUACUUUUCUUUCACUAUUUUAGACGAUUUUUUGGGUCGCUGCUCCUUUAUUGUUUUGUUAUAACUUUUGCAAUAUCUGCGCGUUGUAAGAAAAUGUAUUUAUAAAUAUAUAUAUAUAUAAUGUUAAAAAAGAUUGGAUAAAAAAUCUCGUGAAAUGCGACGGGCAAGUUUAAUACUUUUGCUUGCCUGCGUUUUGAUUACAACAAGUUCCAUCAGCUUAGAUUAAACAGUGGUUUAAGGCACAGUGGUGGCAAAUUCCUUACCUGAAUAUACUUCAAUAGUGAGAACAUUACCAAGAUCAUGUAAACACACAUAAUUUGUCAAUAAAACUAUUGAUUGUUUAAGCGAUGGGCUUGAGGAAAAAGAAAGUAUAGCACUGCAGAGGCAAAUAAGAACUACAACGUCCUUGAGAAUCAAGUCAAAAUCAGUUUCAAUUUUAGUGCUAAACUUUGAAGUGCAAAUUUAGAAAGUGCCACAACAUUGUGUUAAAGAUUUUUAUUUUCAGCCAGUUAAACAGCAAGCGAAUGAAGUGCUUAUAAAUAUUGCAUAUAUAAGUCGGCUUGUCCUUCAAAAUUCAAUUUCAGCUGUCAAUUACGUUGUAAUGCUCGACCAAGGUCCGUCUGAAAAGCAAAACCUCUCCGCGAAUACUUUGCACCUUGCGUUAUGUUUCUGAUAUUUACAAAUUAAACAGCAAAGUUAUUAUAAUCCUGUCCUUGAGUAGUGGAUGCAAAACGAUAAAAAAAAUAGAGAAAGACAAUUGAUUUACUUUAUAUUAUGCAGGAUUAAAUGCAUUUCAUAUUGUUUACAGUUGAUAUAGCGAAAGAGAUGAAGAAAAAACAUUAACAACAAAAAAUACAAUAAAAAAUAAAACAAAAUUAUUAUGUACAUAAAAAAAAUAUAUUGUGUAGCUAGAAAGCAUAGAAAAAGGAAGGGAACGGACUUUAUUAAGGCAUUUCAGUUAGGAAAUACCCACCUUUACAACGUACGCAGCAAGAGAUUUAAGCACAUUAAGUUGAGUCAGAACUUACGUAUUCGAAAACAGUUUCCAUUCUAAAUCAAGUGAUUAUAAUUUUUUUAGUUUCUUCUAAGACACUAUAUUAUUUAUAGACUGUGUAGCAGGUUUAUGCGGCAGGGCGUAAUCUGUCUUUAAAUGAUUAUAAUAACAACAAGUUGUGUAAUAUUUGAGCUUAUUAGAAAUGCGUUAACGACUAAAGAUUAUAUCAAAUACAAAAAGUUUUUUCCAUCCUCUUACUCCUUAUUAGAUUAUAUUAUUCCAUAUUUAAUCGUAGCAAAAUUACGGUGGAAUCGCUCAUUAAUAAUAAAUCGACGUUCUUUGCCAUUUUUUGAUAUCCUUUUAAAUGUUCACAAAAAAGAUAUAUUCCUCUUCAGUUUUUUAUUAUCAAUGUUUUAGCUAUUGAAAAUUUAAUUUAAUUUAUGGAAAUGUAUUGAUAAACAGUUUUUACGUGUCUUAAGUUAUCUAUAAAUAAAAAUUUGUGUAGAUUUUUGUAAAUUUGCUACGGUGUUGGACAUAUUUAUAAAGAUCGAGUCUACCCUUAUGGAUAAUGUGUGUUACAUUACUAUCAGAAAUCCAAUGUCGUAGAAGAAACAAAUGAAAAAGAAAAGCGAAAAUCUAUAUUCGCUUUCGGACGAAUCUUGGAUACUCACCACCUAGUUUUAAAGUAAACGACUUUUUUUAUUCAUAUUAUAGGGCGUGUCGUCUUAUUCUACCUUCUAAGCACAAGCAUAUUUUCAGUUAACUUUCAUCACAUCACUGAAUGUUGGUUGGCAGUGGCGCCAAAUUCUGCGUUUUGUCUGAGCCCUCGACAAUUCCAACGAGCACAAAUUGGGUUUUGCAUAUAAACAAUUUUACGCCAUGAUCAGGAUCGAAUAUUUAUGACGAAAUUCUUUAAACGUUAGUAGACUUUAAAAAUUGAAAGGUUAAAAUAAACUAGAACCGAUGUCGUAAAAGAAAGACUCACAUUGCUGCGACUCCCUCCUUUAUAUUAUUUUUAAAAUCAUUUACACAAGCCACGACUAUUUGAAACCUCGUCUCAAUUCGUUGCGCAGGGCGAGAAUUAUUUUAUUCAAGCGUUUGUCGUGGCUUACCAAGUGGAACCAAAUAUUACGCUCCAAUAAUUUUUUAAAGCCUACUUUCUUAUUAAUUGCAUUUUUCAGCAUUAUUUCCAUUUGCACUCAGCUUUUUAGCUUUCUCUCUUUCUCUAAAUUCUUCUCUUUACGACCGAAUCCAAAAUUUUCGUCUUCUUUCUUCUUGUAAAUUUGUAGCAUUAUUUAGUAAAGAAUUUUUUAUAGAGCAUUUCUUAUGCACAAACAUAAUAUUCUAAACUCUUACGACUGUGUUCAUCUUCAGGAAAAAUCUAGUUUAUUUAAAAAAAAACUAAAAAUAUUGCCGCUUCGAACUUACAAUGAACUAUUUGUUAUAAAAUUAUAGAGAAUUCCAAACCAAAAACGGUUCCAAAAAUCCUGUUAUAAUCCUUUGCGUUCAUAAAUUAAAUUUUUAGCCGAAAUCACUUUACAGAUGAUGAGUAUCAAAUAUUCGGACCACAUUUUCUUAUUUUUUAAACAAAUACUGAAAAGCAAGUUUUUUUUUUAACAACACUUCACAUGAUGGAUACGCGUACGUCCGUGCUUAUGUAGUCAAAAAAAAAAAUAGUGGAAAAUAUAUAUGAAAGUUGCUUUCUUC